AUGAAGAUUUUUGUUCCGCUUCCUCAUCCGCACUUCUUGGCCCAGAAUGAGACGAUCUGCGUGAUCAACCUACAUGUUGCGCUAUAUUUAGCCAACGGCAGGCUGGCUCGCUGCAUAAGCUUCAUUGGCUGCUGGUUGCCUAUCUGCACCUCGCCUGUUGACCUGCUCCUUGUUUGCAAGCGUUUCGUGUUUCUCCGCUCUCAUUUAAAUGUCUCCAUAUCUAUCUCUUCUUCUUCACUACACGCAGUCAUAUCAAUCUAUCCCACAAUUCGAGUAUUUUACUUGCUGCCCCUCUCAUCCUCUCUCACCUCCCCGACACCGUUGUGUCUCAAUCUCAAACCCGGGGAGCGCCCCUGGAAGAAGGACCCAGCUGCUGCAGUGCAUUCGGCAACUUGGUCCUCCACAACUUCCUCAAAUGUUUCCCUAGUCAAGUCCAGCAAGCCAUUGUCCCAUGCUAAUCCAUCCGGGAAACUUCGUCCGCCAGCGAAUGACGCAAACAGAGUUGGCGAUAUUGGCGGCCUUCCACCAACAAAUCUAUCGGUGACUCCUUCCAGACUCCAGCGCCCAGGCUUGACGAAUCUCUGGGAGAGGGCAAACGAGACUCUGCGGAACGACCCCGAUUCCGAGAAAAGGGAGCUGGCCCAAAGUUAUGCCGAGAUUUUAGCCUCGGAACUUGCUGGGCCAGAGUCUGGGCCUUUGGACACCGAUCCGGCUCAUCUCAAACAAGAGAUAGUGGCAGAACGUUUGAACGCUAGAGUGGAAAUGCUUAGCCAUGAGCAACUGUCCAUCUCUGUCGGAAGCCGCGAGCUUGAUAUUGAACCCUUGCUUCGGAACGUAUCGAAACACAUCGUUGCAGCGAGGGACCUCAUUAGCAGUGCUGCUGGCGCCGACCCCCACGCCGCCCUAGCGUGUGCCGGUGGACUCGUCAUUCUCACCUUUCUUAUCCGCCCAUUGGAGCAGAGAGAACACAUACUCAGAGGGCUUGAACUGACCUCUUCACUCAUCUGUCGAUACUUUGCGAUGGAGCAGGUUUACCGUUCGAGAGCACGCCUUGAGAGUCUGUCAGCAGAAUUGGCCAGAAAGCUUGUAUUGGAUUUGGAACAAAAUCUGAUCAAGCUGUACUCGAAUAUCAUCGAGUUUCAGGCCAGAGCACUAUGCUAUCUUCAUCGAACCCGAUCGACUCGGUUUAUUAGAGACGUGUUCAGAGGCGAUACAUGGAAGACCCUCAUUGAAGAGAUCGAGAGACUCGAUGCCCACUGCCGUGCUUUCGCAAACCUCAUCACCGACGAAAAGAUUCUCACGUUUCUAGAAUCUCAUUCCGAGAAAGUUGAACAAGUCAUCAUCAACAUCAAUACGCCCCAACCCGUCUCAUUCAAUCUUCUGCGAAGAAGGACAGCGCUUCUCCGCACCCUGUACGCCUGCCCAUACCGCGAUCGUAAAGAGAUCAAUCCAGAAAGAGCACCAGGGACCUGCGAGUGGUUCACCGAGCAUGGCUACUUCAGCAAUUGGAUGUCUGCAGUAGACUCGAAGAUCUUGCGAAUUUCGGCAGAUCCUGGCUGCGGCAAGUCAGUGCUCUCGAGAUAUUUGGUAGACGAAAUCCUUCCAAGCACCUCGUUUCGGACGACGUGCUACUUCAUCUUCAAAGAUGAUUUUGAGGAUCAGAAACUUGCUUCCAUUGCGAUGUGUUGCAUUUUGCGGCAGCUCUUCGAGCAAAACCCUGACUUGAUGGACGAGAGAACUUUGGCAAAGUUCGAGGCGGCCGGCGACAACUUUAUGCAAUUCAUUUCCCAGUCUUUUCGAGAUGCUACUCGAGGCUUCGAUGAGAAUUGUAGGCAGAUCACUGCUGCACUGAGCAAGUUCUACAUGAACCCCGGUGAGGGCAGCCGCCUUAAAGUCAUCAUCAAGUCUAGACCGUACGCCCGCAUUCAGCGAAGCUUACAAAAGCUCGAGACCUCUGUACCGGCUAUCCAUCUGAGGGGCGACAGUGAGUCGCAAUUGAGAAAAAUCUCUGGCGAGAUCGGCGUCGUCAUUCGCCACAGAGUUAGGACCAUCGCGGAAGCUCGACUACUGGAACCUCAUGAGAUUGAGUUGCUGGAGCAAAGCUUGUCAAACUCACAACAUCGAACCUAUCUAUGGGUCAAGCUCGCACUCGAUUACAUCGAAGACCGUCUCGAGUCUCUUACGAACAAAAGUAUCCAAGCCGUCUUGAGAAGCGUGCCGGAGAAGCUAGACGGGCUAUACGAAAAGAUUCUGGAUCGAAGUGCGAACAAGGAACGAGCCCGAAAGGUUCUACAAAUCAUCCUUGCGGCGUUUACACCGUUGUCUCUCGAUGAAAUAUCCACGGCACUUUGCAUCGAAAAAGAGCACAGCAGGGGCUCACAACUCAUCAAAGAGCCCACUCAUAGGCUUCAGUCAUAUUUGAGAGACAUCUGCGGGCUGUUUGUGACCGUUGUUGAUGGGAGUGUCUAUCUCCUUCACGAAACUGCCAGAGAGUUCUUGAUCAGAAAUUCGGAUUCUGUGGGGCUUGAUGCGCAUGAUGAAACAUACAAAUCGACCUGGCUACACUCAAUCACACUCCGAGAGUCACACUUAGUUGUGGCAAAAGUAUGCGUCUGGUAUCUCAUGAAGAAGGACUUCGACAUUUCUGCCGGAACUCACUCUGAAUGGGAAAUGGCAACUUAUACUUCGAGGUACUGGGCCCGUCACCUCAACAGCAUCGAUGCACAGGACAUCGAAUAUAUUGCAGAUGAAACGAUGUAUCUCUGUAAAACAGCUCUUAAGCGAGAUGGACCGCUUCAUACUUCCCACCUCAUGCGGAAAUACAGACCCCCGAGAUGGCAUUUCGAUAUUGGGUUUGACAGCCUGGCUUCGUCUUGCUUACACCUACUUGGCAACGUGCGAGGAGGCCCCUUGAUUGUCGCCAUGAUACUUGGCUUCGACUGGGUGCCCUAUGACUAUGGAGACAUUGCUCUCAAUGGGGUCCGGAGCACCCCUUUGACAGUAGCAAUAGCUCACAAGCACAAUGCUGUGGCACAUGCACUGCUAAAGGAUCCGAGAAUAAGUAUCACCACUCGUUGUCGUGUGCGCCGCAAUUGGACCCCCAUGCACUACGCGAUCGCGGCAGACAACUUCGAACUUUUUCAGCUCCUUUUAGCUGAGGAACGCACUUUUGCCGGCUGGACUUCCGCCGACUUGGCUGAUUUACUGACGCACUCUAUCAAAUGGGGUAGUGCGCAAACUGUCAAUCACUUAUUCUCUGACAGUCGGUUUGACUUCAACUCUUCGGAUUCAAAGACUUGGCGAACUCAAUUUUGCCAACUUGCGAAUCCAAUGGAAAAGAAUGAACUUCUUCCGAGCUUUUCAGAGGAAGAACGUCUCAACAUGAUGCGAAUUUUUGUGGAAACCCAUCAAGUUGACUUCGCCAGAUCCGAUCGCGGAGGUAGAUCUCCCGUCAGCUGGGCGGCGAGCAGACCCGCCAAUGCGGUCAUUUUGACAUAUUUGCUGGACGAGCUCAACCUUGAGCCAGAUACUCUGGAUAGGCAAGGUCGGAGUCCAUUAUCCUAUAGCGCAGAAAUUUACUGCUACCGGAACAUUGAUGCCUUGCUACGGACGGGAAAAGUCAAUAUCAACUCAGUUGACAACGAAGGUCGGACUCCCCUCGUGAAGGCGACGCAACUCCAAUUUCGGGCGAAGGUCACAAAACGUAAUCCCGCCGAAAGAAAAUACAAAAUGCGGCGCGUCAGCUCGGCAAUUGCCACAUUGAGAUUAUUGGAUCACGCUCCCGAUGUCAAUCUUCAAGACGUCGAAGGGAAUACGGCCCUGAUAAAUGCAGCUCAAAACCGCGUGGUGGAGGGCGUUAGAGCGCUGAUAAGACACGGAGCAGAUGUCAACGUCCAAGACAUUCAUGGUCGCACAGCGCUAGCUCACGCGGCAGAAAAGUUGUGUUUCGAGUCCGUGGAAGCAUUACUCAAGGCGGGCGCAGACGCGAAUUUGUGCGAUGACGAAGGCAGAUCACCUCUCUGGUUGGCGACUGAGUCGAUGAAUCAUUUGCUCCCGAGAUACGAUAUUCAUGCAAAGGAGAAGAUGGCGGAUUAA
This is a messenger RNA of Colletotrichum lupini, 4095 nucleotides long. RefSeq lists its product as uncharacterized. The record is from RefSeq and is a predicted model, not a curated record. Gene Ontology annotation, molecular function: protein binding. Bases 1 to 4095 code for a protein of 1364 amino acids. NCBI's taxonomy places the organism in Eukaryota, Fungi, Ascomycota, Sordariomycetes, Glomerellales, Glomerellaceae. The transcript has 8 exons.